Dinoponera quadriceps is the source of this 2126-nucleotide messenger RNA. RefSeq names its product stress-induced-phosphoprotein 1 (gene Stip1). Gene Ontology annotation, molecular function: Hsp90 protein binding. The record is from RefSeq and is a predicted model, not a curated record. Bases 177 to 1787 code for a protein of 536 amino acids. NCBI's taxonomy places the organism in Eukaryota, Metazoa, Arthropoda, Insecta, Hymenoptera, Formicidae. The transcript has 4 exons.
AUUUCCAGAGCCUUCUGCGAAAUUCUGCGUCGAGCUGCGCCGCCGGCACACGUCCAGAAGUUUCGGUGUGUGGAAUCACGCGAGUCAUCCACGCGCAUUUGCUUUCCGGUGAACGGACGUGAACGUUGCUUUCGAGGUGUAGAGAGAGAGAGACAUAUAUAACCACGACGCACGUAAUGGAUCAGGUAACGUCAUUGAAAGUACGAGGAAACGCUGCUUUACAAGAGGGCAAGUUCGACGAGGCCGUCAAGUGUUACACAGAAGCGAUCGCUUUGGACAGCAACAAUCAUGUGCUCUACAGCAAUCGGUCGGCAGCGUACGCCAAGGCCGAGAAGUACAAGCAGGCCUUGGAGGAUGCGGAAAAAACGGUCGGUCUGAAACCGGACUGGGGAAAGGGUUACUCGCGCAAGGGCAGCGCCCUUGCUUAUCUGGGUAGGUACGAUGAGUCGAUCGCCGCUUACGAGAAGGGUCUCCAGUUGGAGCCGAACAACGCGCAGCUCGGGAACGGCCUGUCCGAGGUCAGGGCCCAGAGAACGGCGGCUGCCUCGAAUCCGUUCAAUUCGCCGGAUGUUCUCGUUAAAUUGUCGAACGAUCCCAGGACGAAGGGCUACCUGGCCGAUCCUGAUUACAUAAAACUGUUGCAAGAACUGCGGAGCAAUCCGCAAAGCCUCGGGACUAAGCUCCAGGACACCAGAGUGCUCACGACUCUGAGUGUGCUGUUAGGGAUGAGCAGCGACAUGGAGGAGGCGAUGGAGACUGAGCCGACAAUGCCGGAGCCGGCGAAAUCAAAGCCGGAGAAGAAGGAGGAGGAGAGCCUGCCGGCGGAGAAGAGGAAGGCCCUCGAGGAGAAAAAUCUCGGUAACGUUGCGUACAAGAAGAAAAACUUCGACGAGGCGCUGCAGCACUACAACACGUCCGUGGAGUUGGACCCGACGGAGAUCAUUUACCUGCUGAAUAUAGCGGCGGUGUAUUUCGAGCAGAAGGAGUACCAGAAAUGCAUCGGCCAGUGCGAGAAGGCGAUCGAGAUCGGCCGUGAGAACAGAGCGGAUUUCAAGCUGAUAGCCAAGGCGUUCACCAGGAUCGGUCACGCUUACAAGAAGAUGGAGAACUGGAAGCAAGCGAAGGUGUAUUACGAGAAGUCCAUGUCGGAGCAUCGAACACCGGAGAUCAAGACCUUGCUCUCGGACAUAGACAAAAUCAUCAAGGAGGAGGAGAGGAAGGCGUACAUCGAUCCGGUGAAGGCCGAGGAGGAGAAGGAGCUCGGUAAUCAGAAGUACAAAGAUGGCGACUAUCCCGCGGCGAUAAAGCACUACUCGGAGGCGAUCCGACGUAAUCCGGACGACCCCAAGUAUUACAGCAAUCGGGCGGCCUGUUACACGAAGUUGGCCGCUUUCGAUCUCGGGCUGAAGGACUGCGAGAAAGUCGUCGAGCUCGAUCCGAAGUUCAUCAAGGGCUGGAUCAGGAAAGGGAAGAUCUUGCAAGCUAUGCAGCAGCAGGGCAAGGCGCUGACGGCGUAUCAGAAGGCGUUGGAAUUGGAUCCGCAGAACAGCGAAGCACUGGACGGUUACCGCUCCUGUGCCGUGUCCGCCACUUCUAAUCCCGAGGAAGUCAGGAAGAGAGCAAUGGCGGACCCGGAGAUACAAAGUAUACUGCGAGACCCGGCGAUGAGAUUGAUCCUAGAACAAAUGCAGAGCGAUCCACGGGCCCUGCAAGACCACUUGAAGAAUCCUGACAUAGCGGCUAAGUUGCAAAAACUUUUAGAAUCUGGUCUCAUAGCUAUUCACUGAAGACAUACAUGCUAAACCAUCAUGGGAUACUUAUCGUCAUACUGCUCUUGAAAAGGAAAAAAAAUCUGUGUUCAAAAUGUUAUUUGAAGUAGAAGUUACGUUGUACACACGGAUUCUUUCGAUGCGGACGCAGUGGCCUUUAGUGUCAUCGACGAUCUUUCCAUCGUGAAUCUUGUCACAGUGAUCAUAUAUGUAUACCGAUACGUGCAUACAACUCAAUGCGUGAAGUUCUGAAAGUGUAAACAGGGAUUUAAAAAGAGUGUGUAACCGGUGGAGCUGUGGACUCUUGUGUAAUAUUUACAUAAAAAAAAAGAAAGAAAACUUACAAUUAGAUCCGUU